Prunus avium (sweet cherry) is the source of this 1686-nucleotide messenger RNA. NCBI's taxonomy places the organism in Eukaryota, Viridiplantae, Streptophyta, Magnoliopsida, Rosales, Rosaceae. The record is from RefSeq and is a predicted model, not a curated record.
UUUUACACUUCUUUCUUUUCGAACCUAAAUUAUUAAAGUAGCUAAAUAGCUAGCUAGAGUUUGAUUACUGUCGGUGAGGAUCGAUGGAAGAGGCACUGUUGGAAAGGAGGAAAGAGUUGACAUGGGGCAGUGCCCUUGUAGAAGAACUAAAGAAGGUGAUGAAGAUGGCGGCUCCGAUGGUGGUGGUGACUUUGUCUCAGUACCUGUUGCAGGUUAUUUCGAUGAUGAUGGUUGGACAUCUUGGGGAACUCUCUCUUUCUGGUGUUGCUAUUGCCACCUCUUUCUCCAUUGUCACUGGCUUCAGUCUCCUUGUGAGUUUAAUUGACAUGGUUGGAGGUUUGGAAACUUUAUGUGGCCAAGCAUAUGGAGCAAAGCAAUAUCAGCAGCUUGGAACCUACACAUACUGUGCCAUAAUUUCUCUCACUUUGGUUUGCUUACCAGUGUCUCUCCUUUGGAUAUUCAUGGAAAAACUGCUAAUAUUGUUAGGCCAAGACCCUUUAAUCGCACAAGAAGCUGGCAGAUAUGCAAUUUGGCUCAUCCCUUCACUAUUUGCCUACGCCGUUCUUCAAUCGUUGGUUCGAUUCUUCCUAGCUCAGGGCCUGAUUUUCCCAAUGCUCUUAAGUUCAUCCUUGGUUCUGCUUCUCCACAUACCUCUAUGUUGGGCUCUAGUCUUUCCGUUGGGAUUAGGAAAUAUUGGCGCAGCUUUGUCCACAGGUUUAUGCAAUUGGUUGAAUACAAUCAUCCUUUUGACUUACUUGAAGUAUUCUUCAACAUGUGAGAAAACUCGUGUCCACUUCUCAACUGAUGUUUUCAUAAGCAUUAAGAAGUUUUUUGACUUGGCCAUCCCCUCUGCUGUAAUGGUUUGUCUUGAAUGGUGGUCAUUUGAGCUGCUUAUUUUACUCUCUGGGCUUCUACCAAACUCGAAACUUGAAACUUCAGUGCUUUCUAUUUGCCUCACAACAACUUCAUUGCACUUCUUUAUACCAUAUGGUGUUGGUGCAGCUGCAAGCAACCGAAUUUCAAAUGAAUUAGGAGCCAAUAAUCCACAUGUAGCUCGGGUAGUUGUUCAGGCUGCAAUGGUUCUUGCAGUUACUGAAGCUGUCAUCGUGAGCACAAUUCUCCUCUGCUGCCGUUCUGUGUGGGGUUAUGUUUAUAGUAAUGACAUGGAAGUUGUCAAUUAUGUCAAGCGACUUUCUCCACUGCUUUCCCUCUCACUUUUCGCAGACAGCUUACAAGCAGUACUUUCAGGGGUUGCUAGAGGAUGUGGGUCGCAGCAUAUAGGGGCCUUUAUAAAUCUUGGUGCAUAUUAUAUAGCUGGAAUUCCGGUUGCCGUCGUAUUGGGUUUUCUUCUACAUCUGAGGGGAAUGGGGCUUUGGAUCGGAAUGAUGACAGGCUCUUCUGUACAGGCAUUGUUGUUCAUUCUCAUAACGUCCUUCAUAAAUUGGCCAAAACAGGCAACCAAGGCAAGGGAGAGGAUAUUUAAAGAUUCAUCUGCUGGGAAUGUGUUAGAUUAAAUCCACGUAUGUGCCCAAGAUUUCAACAAGCAAAUUGAAGUCAUUUCAGUCAACUACAGUGUUCUGAUUUGUGGGCUCAUAUAUAAAAUAUGAGAACUAUGAGAUGAUAAAAUAUGAGAAUUAUGAGAGAAUAUUUGUUUAUAGAAAUUUUCUGUGUAUUCCUCUCCUUGUA